UCCUUUUCGAAAGCUCCAUAUCAACUACCCUCUUCUUCAAACGAAACACAAAUUCAAUAAAAAAUUUCAUGCUGCCUUUUUUCCCUCUCUAGUUUCUGGCUUUCUGCAGAUUCUUAAUUGUGUAAGAAAAGGUCAUGAAUGGUGGAGAUGAAGAGGCAGGGAUUGAUCGGCUUCCGAUUGAUUUAUUGGCCCAUAUUUUUUCUCUAUUGACUUGCUUCAAAGAUUUGGCUCAGGCAAGCAGCGUGUGUAGGAAAUGGAGGCAAGGCGUGAAGGAAUCACUGGGUACGAGUGAAAAGUUGAGUUUUGCUGGAUGGAAAAUGGAUGACGAUUCAAUCACCCGCCUGGUUAUGCUUGCUAAUGGGCUCAAGGAGCUCGACAUAUCAAGGAGCAGAUGGGGUUGCCAAAUAACUGACCAUGGUCUGUACCAAUUGUCUAUGGCAAAAUGUAUUUGCAACCUGUCAUCAGUAUCAAUGUGGGGUUCAACAGCAAUCACAGACAAAGGAGUUGUUCAAAUGAUUUCUAAAGCUGUUUCACUGCAACACCUGAAUAUUGGUGGUACAUUUAUCACGGAUGUGUCCCUAUUUGCAAUUGCAGAUAGUUGUCCCCAUCUCAAGACUAUUGUUUUGUGGGGCUGUCGUCAUGUAACGGAGAAUGGACUUGUCGUGCUCGUAAACAAAUGCCGCAAACUCGAGGCGAUCAAUGUAUGGGGUAUGAGGUUGCCUCUGGACUGCUUCAUUGGUCUGCUUGCAAUCAGUCCAGCUCUUCAAAUACAACCUGAAGGAAUGCUACUAAAUGAUCAAAGGGUUCCCAUAUGGCCUAUCUUUUAAGGAAGCACGCUUUAUUACAUCAUGUAUACAGUACUCUCAAGUCUCAACAGAAUGAAUCUGCUUUUUCAAAUUGGUUUGUGUGUUUGGUGUUAUUGAGAAUGAUUACACCUAAUUAAACACAUUCUUCUCAUUAUUGAUGAAAAUUCACGAA
Olea europaea var. sylvestris is the source of this 978-nucleotide messenger RNA. RefSeq names its product F-box protein At5g67140-like. Lineage: Eukaryota; Viridiplantae; Streptophyta; Magnoliopsida; Lamiales; Oleaceae. Gene Ontology annotation, cellular component: SCF ubiquitin ligase complex. The transcript has 5 exons. The record is from RefSeq and is a predicted model, not a curated record. Gene Ontology annotation, molecular function: protein binding. Gene Ontology annotation, biological process: SCF-dependent proteasomal ubiquitin-dependent protein catabolic process. The coding region runs from base 135 to 827 and encodes 230 amino acids.